Messenger RNA from Hydra vulgaris (swiftwater hydra), 1257 nucleotides. The record is from RefSeq and is a predicted model, not a curated record. NCBI's taxonomy places the organism in Eukaryota, Metazoa, Cnidaria, Hydrozoa, Anthoathecata, Hydridae.
AUGGCAGGGCGUCUUUGUGGUGUAGCAGCAUUAAUUUUAAAAGAUUUUCCUAAAGCUCCAUUCAUCCACUGCUAUUCCCAUCAACUUAAUCUGUGUGUUGCCAAAGCAUGUGCAAUUCCUUCAAUUCGAGAUAUGAUGGAUCAUGUUAGGAUUGUCUCUGAUUUUUUUAAUAAUUCUCCAAAGAGGUUAGAAGAUCUAUCUACAAAAAUUGUUGAGCUAUGUCCGAAAUCAUCCUUUCAAAAGACAAUAAAUGUUUGUAGAACCAGGUGGAUUGAAAGAAUUGAUGGUCUUGAAGCUUUUAUUGAAUUAUAUCCAGCUAUAAUUGCAUCUCUUACUUGUAUUAAAGAAGAUGAGACAUGGAACUACAAAUCCAGAGGUGAUGCUUCUGCAUAUGUGACAAUAUGUUGUUCGUUUAAGUUUAUCAUCACCUUAAUCAUAGUCAGGAAGUUAUUAGGGUAUACGAGAUCACUGACAAAAAUGUUGCAAAAAGUUGAUCAAGACUUCUCAAAAGCUCGUGAUGAUGUGGAAAUUUUAAAAAACACUCUUUUAUCUAUUCGGAGCUCUAUUGAAACUUCACACUCAGAAUGGUAUAAAGAAGCUGUUACCAUAGCUGCAACUAAUUAUACCUUGCCAUCUAAACCAAGAACAUGUGGACAACAAACACAACGUGAUAAUCAUCAAGUAGAUGAUAUUAGUGAAUAUUAUCGAGUAACUUGUUCGAUUCCUUUUAUUGAUCACAUUCUAACACAGUUAAAAUCUUUAUUUUCUUUAGAAAAUUUAACAUUGCUAGAUAGUUUCGUCAUCAUACCAUCAAAUUUAAUCUCUGACAAGAAGUGGAGGAAAAAAGUAAAAGAAUUUGCUCAUACAUACAAUAAUGAUUUACAAGAACCAAGUUAUCUUUAUGCUGAAUUGGAUAUGUGGAAAGUAUAUUGGAAAAAUCACUCUGAAACAGCUCCUAAAACUAUUUCAGAUUCACUACAAAAAUGUGAUGGCAAUACGUUUCCAAAUAUUUCUACUAUACUUCGAAUCCUUUGCACAGUACCAGUUACAACAUGUACUUGUGAAAGAUCAUUAUCAGCUCUGAAAAGAAUUAAAACUUCCUUGCGCAAUUCUAUGACAGAUGAUUGCCUAAAUGGAAUUUCCAUGUUGCACAUUCAUCGAGAUGUUGAAAUUGACUUAAAUAUUGUUAUAGAUGAAUUUGCGACUGCAUUUCCACGAAGAAUGGAGUUUAAAAAUAUAUUGAACUCUGAUGAAUAG